AACACAGAACGGACAGACGGCAGAAGACAGAAGGAGUCACGAGAGGAAACCUCGAUCUCUUCUGCAGGAUUUCAGCUGAACCCGAGACCAGCUGACUGAGCUAAGUUCUAGAUGCCGACCGACAGCGACAGAGACAUGGCCAUACCUCGGAUGUUUAACUCCAGCACACCCUUCGUCAUCGUGGCCGACGGAUCUGAGAUCUCGUUUCUCACCAAAGUGGACGACGAUCAGGGAUGCGAGGAGGAGAAAGACUCGCUGGUCCAAGCCAUCGGCCCCCACCUGAGUCGAGUGAUGCAGCGCGGCACAGCCAAGCAUGUUGUCACACAGGGGCGUGAAGUUUCCGAGGAGAAUCCGUGUGUUUCUAUAGUCGCGCAGGCUGAGCGAGAAGACUUCCAGGAGUUCAGCCCGACCAACACUCAGUGCCCCUACUCUCAGUCUCGCCUCCUCCAAAAGCACAGGACUCUCGGUAAGGAAGCCGCCUUUGUGAGCGACUCAGAUGAUGAGAACUUUGAAACAGCCACCAAAUUCCCGCGCUACCACCUCCAGAGAAAACAGCGCCGGAAAACCAGAACCACACAGAGCCUGGAGGAAGGGGAGGAGCCUCCUAUCAUCCAGGGUCUGUGGGUGCAGGAGAUUGAUUGGCUGAAAUCAGCAGACAGAGAGACGACUUCAUCGGCUGAAAUCAUACCUCCUCCUCCUCAGUUUACUGACUCGGCCUCAGACCCCUGCAGAGACUCGUGCAUGUGUGACAGCUGCAGCUGCGCAGACGUUUGCGACUGCGCGAGGAGAUCAGAGGAGGCGUCGCCGUCAGAGGACCAACGCAGAUCCGUAGAUACAGAAGACACAUCCAGCACCGACCACAGAGGAGGCUCGGGCUCGGAUACCGACUCUGUUCGCACUCAUGAAAGCGACUCAGACUCGUCUUAUGACGUCGAUGUCGGCACACAAGGCAUCAUGUCGACCUUUGACCUCAUGUAUGUGUCUGGAUUUACCCCUUCCUCCAAUGCAGAAUGGAAUUCUGACUCUAGAGGAAGUGUGCAAAACCCACUGGGAAAUUCAGAGUAUUCCCACAGCCUCAGCACUGAGAAUACAUCCCAGUGUUCCUUUGGGUUUGAUGAAAUGAGUGACGCAGUUUUAGAUGAGCUGAGGGGCAAAGUGGCGCACAUACCAAAGCUGCUUGUUUCAGCUUUCUGCAGAGAUUUCAUCAAACGGAUCCUAAACAGCUGGAAAACAUCGAAACCUGCAAACGAAGGACUCAUAUUUCAUGACCAUCUCCAGCCCAGCAGUUGUCAGUACAGAGAGGGAGAGGAAUACUUUGUCCUUCAUCACAUCCAGAAUGGAUCAUAUGGUGACGUGUUCUGCGUUCGUGACAGAAGCACCGGCUUCAAAUGUGCUGCCAAGAGGAUUCCACUGAGUCAUUUCAGCAGCGAGGAGGUGAGCACAUGGAGUGCUCUGAACUCUCCUCGAGUCGUGGAGCUCUUUGGAGCUGUGAGGGAGGGGCUUAACGUCGUUCUCCUCAUGGACCUGAAGCCAGCUUGUUUAGCCCAGCUUCUAAAGGAGAUGAACUGCCUACCUGAAGAUCUGGCCCUGCAUUACCUUCAUCAAACACUGGGGGCGCUAGAACACCUACACCAGAGAAGGGUGGUUCAUUUGGAUGUCAAAGUUGACAAUGUGCUGCUGUCUGCAGACUGCAGAGACACAUUCCUCUGUGACUUUGGUCUCUCAGAGACUUUAGAUGACAGUGGCUGGAGCACCAAGAAUUUCAGGGGAGCUGCAUUCCCCGGCACAGAGACCCACAUGGCCCCUGAGGUGGCACGAGGGGAUCAACUCUGCGCCAAGGCGGAUGUGUGGAGCAGCUGUUGUAUGCUACUGCACAUGCUCAAUGGAUGCCAGCCAUGGAUACGUUACUAUUCCCAUCCGCUGUGUCUCCAGAUUGUCAAUGAGCCUCCGCCUCUGUGGGAGGUGCCAUCCAAGUGUAACAACUUCACAGCUAAAGUGUUCAGGGCUGGACUCCAGAAGGACCCCGAAAGGAGAGCGUCAGCGACUGAGCUCAGGAAGAAAACCACCAAGGCCCUCAGAGCAGUUGGAGGUCUGAGUUCUUGCUCCAUGAAAAGCGCCUGUGAAAAACGGUAUCAUGUCCAGAACCAGAAUGAAGACGCUCGCUGCUCUUUGUCCCAUCAGAUUCAGAAUAAACCAUCACAUACUGGCUCAGCACCUGCUAUGUACUGGGUGAGCCCCUGGAGAACUGCAGCAGUAGACGAGGACAGCAACGACUGGUCAGAAGGAAACUCAGACAAAGAAUCUGAGUUGGAGACAUUCUGCUUAACUGGGGAGUGGGACUCUGAGCCAAAACCACUGCAGGAUGAUUACAUCACUAAUGACAAAGACUGGAAGACUGGGUCUGAUUCAGAGGUAGAUAUAUACAUGGCGGAGGACGAAUAUAUUCAGGAGAAGUGGCUGAAAACUGAGAAGGACUAUGAGGGGGAUUGGGAAGAGGAAGGAGAUGAAGAGGAGGAGGAAGAGUGGGAUUCUACCGAGUCCACGGAGUAUCUUCGUGCUCUCCGAGGCCUUUUCCCUUUACUGCAAAAAAGUCACCAGAUAGAAGAGAAUUCAUGGGGAUCAGAAGCAGAGCUGGAAUACCUCAGAGAUGAUGUGACUAAAGGUACCAGAAUCAAGACCCCGUCCCCUGAACCUCGAGAUGAACCACCAUCCUGCUUCAGCUGCUCUGACACGUCGCAGAUAGAUGCCUCAGAGAAGGACUCUGAUCACUCGUCGGAUGACCUCAGCUCUGGCAUCUUUUCCUCCUGCAACAGUCAGACUGACGCGUGCUUGGAGUGGUUAGCUUUAGCCAAUCGGCCGUCCUCACAGUGCUUUGAGGGUAUUGAUGUCUGGAUAGAGGACCCCGAGGGCAAGUGUUUGAGGAUACGCGAACGUAGGCGGAUCAAAGUGGGCCAUGUUGCCAUAGGCAUUAGUGAUCAGAUCUCAGGGAAAGCCUUCACUUUGGAGACUCUGGACAGGAAGACGGUGUCCUUUGAACGAGAGAUCAGAGAGUCGGGUCUGUGGCUUCGCUGUGUUCCUGCUCCUGACAGAUGCCAGCACUGGAGGUGGAGAGUCCGAGACGGCAAGCUCGAACUGCGAGAAUGAGACGGAUAUUUUCUCUUCUCUGUUGUUGUUUUGGUCUUUUGCACUAAUUUAAUUUGUUUUUUCCAUUGGGAAAAGCUUUUAAGCACUUUAAAACUUUUCUCAGUGCAUUUACACAUAGCUCAAUAUAUAUAAUCCAUUUUGACAGAAAAAUGGGCAAAAAAGCUUAAACACAGGAAAAACAAAAAUACCAACCAAGCACUUUAUUAGGAACACCACACUGGGUUCAGGUAGGCCCUCUCUUUGCUACCCAACAGCCUCAGUUUACUUCCUGUGUUGACAGAGUUGUUCUUCUGGAUUCAGACUUGCUGGUUAGGACGACGACGUAGGUCGUCUGAAUUCAGUCUCAUAUUUAUAAAACCACAUUUAAGAUGAAGGAACCAUUAGAAGAAGACUCCUUCCAGUGUGACUGGUGGUUGUUGGUAAUAUGCUGGCAGAAAGAGACCAAGAAAACAUUCCCCAUGUUAUCCCACUGACACCAGCAGCCUGGGCAGGUUGGCUCAUGCUGAUUUUGACCUACCAUUUACAUGGCGAUAGAUUCUCGCUGCAUUUCUGCUAUCUGAGCUGUAUGUGAUAAUCUCACCAUCCUGUGUUUAGAUUAGAUUACAUGUUUUUAAAUCCAGUGAAUCACAUUAUUAACAGGAGCCGUCUGAGACUCCAUAUUCCUGCAGAUCCACCAAGGCUGAAAAUUCCCUCCAUGCCACACAUGAACUGAGUAUGAACAGGAUCCGUUUUUUGUUUUGUUUUGAGGAAUCCCAACACAAUUUCUCUUUUUUUUUCUUUUAGUGUGAUAUUUUUAUGUAUUUUUGUAGCUGUAACACAAAAUAUCCAAUCCUUCAAACAAUGGUCCAGAUCCAGACCUGAAAUGACGACCACUUUGAGUCCCACAGCUGGUAAAGAUGCACAAACAAACCGAAUCAAUUGCAAAAAUAAACUGUAAUUUGUACCUAAUAACUAGAUACAUGUCUGUUACCUUACCGAACCCCGGUACUUAGCUUAUACUGCUGUGUUAAACCAAUGUCAUAACCUACACCCAGCCUGAGCCGCUCCCUGCCAGAAAUCCAACAACACAUUGUAGGAAUCCAGACCUCAGCCCCUGUGUUAGGUCUGUAGCGUGCACACAAUAUAUUGAUGAGCACAGGAGUAAAAUUUCUGCAAAAUAAAAUGUAAAAGGGAUUUAUUGUACCUAGCUUGCUCAACAUGCAAAUGCAACAGCUAACAUGUGGAGAUAUGUUGUUUUCCUCGUUUUAAUAACUGUUCGUUUUGUCAUGCUCACCUCUUUCCUUUAUUUCAGCAAAGUGUUGUUCACAUCUAAACGUUGAGCUCUGACAGGAUCACCUCUGUUUCCACUGGUGUUAGCAGAGCAAACAUUAUGGUCCCAUUAUGGUCAACCAUUCAGCACAGCACUGUAAAUGAAGCUUCAGUUUCUGCAGCACUGGUGCCACGUGAUUGGCUAACUAACUACUAUCACAAGCAGGUGUUCCUAAUAAAGUGCUACUUGAGUGUACAAAUAAAAAAAAAUCUUAAAAUGCUGAUUUUCAGGUUAAACUGUUUCUAUGUGUUUUAAGUAAGGAUACAAGUAGUUUACACUCCAAGGUUGUAAACGUGCUUGAAUAAGAAAUGGUGUUGGUAGGGCUGUAAUAGGUUGUGACAUCUGUAUUUUUUUAUUUUGUGUGUUAAGAUUGUUUCCCUCUUUCCGUUCUCCUGCUUUUUUUUCCUUUUAUGGAUCAUAGGAACAAAAAAAAAAUCCGUUCUCUGUAUCUCUGUUUACUUUCUGAUGUGGAAGAAAGAGUUUGUCAUGUCAUCUGUUUCAUUUAGAGUUUAAAUGGCAUGAAGCUCAUUAAAAUGAUGUGUGUUUUCCACAAUAUACAACAAGGCUGGAAUCUCUUGGUACUUGAAUGUGACUUACAUUUUAUAUUCUAAUAAAAAAUGAC
This is a messenger RNA of Neolamprologus brichardi, 5075 nucleotides long. It is a transcript of the gene map3k14b, whose product is annotated as mitogen-activated protein kinase kinase kinase 14b. Gene Ontology annotation, biological process: canonical NF-kappaB signal transduction; protein phosphorylation. Gene Ontology annotation, molecular function: ATP binding; protein kinase activity. The record is from RefSeq and is a predicted model, not a curated record. Lineage: Eukaryota; Metazoa; Chordata; Actinopteri; Cichliformes; Cichlidae.